Messenger RNA from Puccinia triticina, 2325 nucleotides. RefSeq lists its product as uncharacterized. NCBI's taxonomy places the organism in Eukaryota, Fungi, Basidiomycota, Pucciniomycetes, Pucciniales, Pucciniaceae. The transcript is spliced from 4 exons. The coding region runs from base 1 to 2325 and encodes 774 amino acids. The record is from RefSeq and is a predicted model, not a curated record.
AUGCGAAGCUACAUUUACUUGUCGAUCGUGCUGUGUCCUCUUUUGCUAAUUGAUGACGCCGCAGCUGGCGCAAAAAAUAGAAGGCAAAUUCCCGGCGGAGGAGGCGGGUACGGUACCGGAUCGGGCAGUGGAUACGGCGCAGCUUCAGGAAGUGCUGCUGACGCGAGUGGCUAUGGGUCUUCGAGCGGGGGUUCCGGUUCCGGUUCCGGUGGCGCUGCUUAUGGGUCAUCGGGCGGCUCCGGUGGUGCUUAUGGGUCAUCGGGCGGCUCCGAUGGCACUUAUGGAUCAUCGGGCGGCUCCGGUGGUGCUUAUGGCGGGGGUUCCGGCACCGGGUCGAGUGCUGGCUCCAACUCGGACCCUUAUGGCAAUAUGAGACAAUCCAACUGGUACUCCUUGUUGGAAAGCAUAUUAGAAACCCCAUUAAACUCUAUGCCGGGGUUGCAACCAUACUCAAGUCAGCUCCAAUCAAUCACCCAGUCUACAAGCUCUUCCAGCUUCAGUCAGCAGAACACUUCAAGUGUUACCACAACCAGUGCCAACACUGACCAAGGCUCGUCUGGUGGUAACUGCGAUACAAAAAGCUACGUUACGCUGUCUGCCACGUCCCUGAGCACUUUGAGCACUUUUUUUACUCGACUCGAUAAGUUCCAAACGCUCUGUGAACAGAAUGGCAUGCAUAAUACCUUCAGCUUGGUCAAUGAGACCCAAACCAGCGUUUCAAAAGCAAUGUAUUCAGUUGUUCAAUUGACUGCGACCAAGGAAGUUACCAGUUGUCAAAUCGCUCCGUCCCAAUGCGCUCCGGCACAGGAGAUACAAACCUACCUGACCACCUUUUCAGAAAAAAUGACCACCAUCGAGCAGACAUACACCUCUGAAAGUAGCUCAUCCCAGGGCACGAGCUGCGACCCCUCUAUGUCCGGUGGCAAUGGAGGCUAUGGUCAGGAUGGAAGCUCCAGUGGAGUUGGCGGCUCGACCGGAUACGACCUCAAUGCAUCUGGGAGUUCAAACAAUUUGGUUGGCUCUUCCCAGGGCAGCUCUGGCGGAACGUAUGGCUCAGGUGCAUCAGGUGAUGGCAGCUCCAACAGCGGAUCUUCACCGGGACCAGCAUCCUAUGGGUCCGGCACAGGCCUCCAAAGACGGGACUUCACAAAAACCGUCAGCAACUCAAGCACCGCUGACAUUUCUCUCCACAAAUCUACCCAUGAAGCGCACGAACAGAUUAGUCCCGCCUCCGAUGCAAGGGGAGGCGGCGCUCCCGGAUAUGGCAAUGACGCAGUCGUCACUAGGAAGCAAAGCUCAUCAUCCCUUUCAAUGAAUGGCCACACAAGCCAGCAAUCCAACGUCACUGUCAGCGGACAGAUGGGAGGGCCUUGUCAAAGUGGAAGCUCAAGUAGCUCAAGUAGCUCAAGUAGCUCAAGUACCAGUGUCACUACGUCCAUCACCCAAGUCUUCAAAGAAUGUAAAGAAAGUUUCUUGGUCGUGAAACAGGUUUGCACGGGCCUCACGACUUCAAACCCAUCUCAAGGAGCAACUGGUGUGCAUAUCGGCCAGAGCAGCACUACUACCAUCAACAUCAACAUUAUCCAACAUCUUGAGACUAAAAGUACUGCCAUUAACAACUUCCUUCAAAAUGUUAAUGGCGGAAGUGCAGCCAAUGGGAAUAGCAACUAUCCAUCUUCAGAUAGCGGAUCGGCCUACCCCAGCGGAGGUGGGACUAACAGCGGAUCUGGAUCCCAGUAUCCAUCUGGAUCGGACUCAUCUAGCUCUGGUUACCCUGGCUCCAGUAACUCCGGUUCAGCUUAUCCAGCGGGAGGAACAAGCACUACCGGCUCAGCGUAUCCGUCUUCAGGUGGAGGAUCGGCGUAUCCGUCUUCAGGUGGCGGAUCGGCGUAUCGGUCUUCAGAUGGCGGAUCGGCUUAUCCGUCUUCAGGUGGCGGAUCAGGCUCCCCUUCGACCCCCGGAAACUCUGACUACCCAAGUGGAGGCAAUUCCAGCAGUGGUUACCCAUCAUCCACCCCUUCUUCAGACAAUGCAUCUGCGGGUGGAGGAUCGGCCCACCCCGAUUCAACCUCCGGAAGCUCAGACUACCCAUCAGGCGGAAACUCGACAUCAUCAUCCUUUGCACCACCUAACCCAGGAGGUGAUUACCCUGCAAACCCUUCAGUGGUAUCCCCAUCCAGCUCACCUUACCCCAGCGGCGGAUCCUUGGGCGGAAACUGUGUCUGCCAAACUGACAGCCAAACCCACUUACGAAUCAGAAGCCUUGAGGCUAAACUUGAUGCGGUCCAUCGAGUAAUGAAGAAAAGAGGGUUGAGUGAGCUUUAA